Molecule: messenger RNA, 663 nt
Organism: Durio zibethinus
Lineage: Eukaryota; Viridiplantae; Streptophyta; Magnoliopsida; Malvales; Malvaceae
Product: non-specific lipid-transfer protein-like
Biological process (GO): lipid transport
Molecular function (GO): lipid binding
Source: RefSeq, a predicted model, not a curated record
GAGGCCUUAGCACUCAACAAUCAGCAAUUCCUUACUAUAAUCAAAGUACUUGAAACACUUGAGUUGUGUGUAAAAUUUUAGUAUUUUCCUCUACUUGAUCGAUAUGGCUACCUCUAUGUCCCUUAAGCUUGCAUGUGUUGUGGUUUUGUGCUUGGUUAUGGGUGCACCCUUGGCUCAGGGGGCCAUAACAUGUGGUCAGGUCACAACCUCUCUAGCACCAUGCAUUAGUUACUUGAGAAGCAACGGUGCUUCCCCUGUGCCUGGACCUUGCUGCAAUGGAAUCAAAGCUCUUAACUCUGCCGCCCAAACUACACCAGACCGACAAACGGCUUGCAACUGCAUCAAAGCUGCUUCUACCACCAUAUCAGGCAUCAACUAUGCUCUCGCUAGUGGACUCCCAGGCAAGUGCGGCGUGAGCAUCCCUUACCAGAUCAGCCCCAGCACUGACUGCAAAAGCGUGAAGUGAAGUUCGUCCGAGGAAGGUUUUCAUGUAUGGAAGAGAAAUUAUAAUGGAGAAUAAAAAUGGAUCCUAAAAAUCCAUUUGUGUAUUACUCUUUGUAAGAGUUUCCUAGUUUUGGAGUUUUACGCCGUGUACGAGGUCCCUUUAUGCGACCAUAUAUAUUUUCUCUAUCUACUUAUUAAUAUUAAUAUCACUUAUUUAUU